This is a messenger RNA of Ostertagia ostertagi, 3366 nucleotides long. The record is from the annotation of a GenBank genome assembly. NCBI's taxonomy places the organism in Eukaryota, Metazoa, Nematoda, Chromadorea, Rhabditida, Trichostrongylidae.
AUGCCCAAUAAUAAUAUUCAUUUUUUAGAAUCAAGAACUCUGAAGCGUGUCAACAAUGAUCAUGAAGGAUCUCCCAUAGCCAGGGCCAGAAAUUCUGUGAAACGGCGUAGAAUCAUCGUUUCGUCGGAUGAAGAAGAUGAGGGCGAGAAUGUCUUGGCUGUGAGGACUCCCCCUUCGUCACUGAAGAACGCGCCCUCUACUCCAUCAUCGACAGCACCAGAGAUUUCUACGCCGAAGACUGUGAGAGGACUACGACCGUUAAAACCGUGCACGACCCCAUUAUCAACUGCUGCGGCUGAAUCCUUCAUUGACUCUUUCUGUGUCGGCGAAGAUGACUUGAACGCAUCCACCGCAUCAGUCGACACUUUGGAUCGUACCAUAUACCAGGUUGACGUGAACGAUCGCAAACCCAAAAAAGAAGAUUUGACAGGGGAUGAAAGCGGGAAGUUCGUUCAUGAAACUCUCGCAUUUUUAAAGCCAGAGAAAAUUCGCGAUGCGCAAGGUCAUCGUCCGGACGACGAUGACUAUGACCCGACGACGCUCUUUGUUCCUGCUCAAUUUCUGAAGGAACAAACAGAAGCUCACGUUCAAUGGUGGAACUUCAAGAGCAAAAAUUUUGACACUCUGCUAUUUUUCAAAGUUGGAAAAUUUUACGAAACAUUCCAUAUGGAUGCUGUAAUAGCCGUCGAAUGUUUAGGGCUCACAUUCAUGCGGGGCGCCUAUGCUCAUGCAGGUUUUCCUGAGGCCGCCUAUGGUAAAUUCGCCGAUCAGUUGGUGUCCCGCGGAUACAAGGUCGCACGCGUAGAACAGACCGAAACACCGCAGCAGUUGGAAGAACGCAAUCAAAAGGCGCGCGGAGCGAAGGAGAAAGUGGUUCGUCGUGAAAUAUGUCGAGUCACGACAAGUGGAACUCGUACGUAUGCAGUGAUUGAUGGGUGCAACUUAUUUGGAGGAGAAACUGAUAAUGGAGAAACGCAGUCCAAAUACUUAUUCAGCAUCAAAGAAAUGGUGUGUGAUCAACGGUCCACUUAUGGUAUCUGUUUUGUGGAUACUUCAGUGGGGAAGUUCUUUGUUGGUGAAUUUUGUGACGAUGAUUACAAUUCUUUCUUGCGUACUAUCAUUGCUAAUUUUACUCCAGUACAGGUUUUGUUCGAACGAGGACACUUGUCUCCUCAGUGCAAGACUAUACUGAAUGGUGUUUUGAGUUCUGUUCAGAAAGAACCACUGAUACCAAAGAAACAGUUCUAUGACGCUGAGGAAACUUUGAAGAUUUUAUCUGAUGAUAAAUACCUUGGAGUUAAUUUCUCCACUUGGCCUGAUGCGCUACGUAAAAUGCUGGAUCCUGACUCAGUCAUUGCGAGACCAAAUGCGAAUUCUUAUCUGGCCCUUAGUGCACUUGGAGCUGUCCUUUAUUAUCUGCAACGGUGCUUGAUAGACGUCGACAUGGUGACAAUGCAGGAUUUUUCAAUACUUGAACCAAUGGAACAGAGACCGAUUUCGAAAUCCUCACAAGGAAGUGUUUGGGCGAAUCGGCAGAUGAUUCUGGAUGGUAUCACAUUGGAGAAUCUCAACCUCGUUCCUGGUGACAAUCGUGAUUCGCAAGCGGCUUCUCUUUCUCUUUAUAGCACUGUGAACAAGUGCCAGACUGCAUUUGAUUCGUUGAAAAAGUUGGCGAAGUUGUUGCGCUCAUUACCUGAUCUCGAGAGGCUGUUACAGAAAAUUCACACGAUGGGCCUCAAGUAUCGUGCAGAAUCGCAUCCGGAUAGUCGAGCCGUUAUGUUUGAGGCGAAGAAUUACAGUAAAAGAAAAAUAAAGGAUCUCUUGAGCACCCUGGAUGGCUUCAAAGUUUGCAAUGAUCUCAUCGAAUUCUACGCAAGGAUUACGCAGAGUGGAAACGGAACUCGAUUAUUAGACAGCUGUCUUGGUUCUAACGGAGAUGAUCUCGGAGUUCAUUUGGAACAUUUUGAGAAGCUAUUUAAUCGCAGUGUGGCGGAGAAAGAAGGGCUAAUCGUACCAGAAAAGGGGCAAGACGAAGAGUAUGACGAUGCCUGUCGAGCUGUGAAUGAAGCUAUGUUACAGUUGGACGUGUACAGGAAGCAAACUGAGGAGAAACUUCAUUGCAAAAUAAGUUUCUUCGGAAGUGGGAACAAACGAUUUCAAAUGGAAAUAUCGGAAAACGUCAGCGUUCCACGUUACUUUGAGCUGAAGUCACGCCGAAAGGCAGUGCUGCAGGGUUUCAAACGAUAUUCCACUGAGGAACUCGAAGGACUCAUAGAGGAACUUAGAAAAGCUGAAGCUCGCAAAGAAAUGUUACGUGAAGAUGGAACGCGACGUGUUUUCUCUGAUUUUGACACAAGAAGACAAGUGUGGUCGGAUGUACUUAACCGUAUAGCCCAAGUAGACGUUCUUCUAUCGCUGGCACGGUAUUGUCAAACAUGUGGCCUAGCCCUAUGUCGACCUGAGUUUGUAUGCGAUUCUGAAGAGGUAUGGCUUUUCCGAUUCCUUCAAUUUUCAGGCAUGAUCUUGCUGUCUAUAUUUGUUCUUUUUAAGCCCAUACUAUCCAUAGAAGAAGGUUAUCAUCCUUGUCUGGCGAUAAAGCUGCCCACAAAUGACGCAACAAGCGCGUGCUCAUACAUCGCUAAUGAUUCGCAUCUUGGAGGACGUCAUCCGCCGACUGUUCUGCUCACAGGGCCCAAUAUGGGUGGAAAAUCCACGCUGAUGAGGCAGGUUGCUGUACUGGCAGUGCUGGCGCAUAUGGGCUCAUUCGUGCCAGCAAGAUCUAUGAAGCUGUCUCCAAUAGACCGCAUUUUCACUAGAAUCGGUGCAAAUGAUAGGUUGAUUUGCGGUCAGUCUACGUUUUUCGUUGAGCUGAGAGAGACUCUCGUUAUUUUGCGAAACGCGACGAAGCACUCUCUCGUGCUCAUUGACGAACUCGGAAGGGGAACCAGUACUUUUGACGGCACAGCAAUCGCAUCAGCUGUACUCUCGGAUGUUUCCCGUCGUUUACAGUGCCGAUCAUUCUUCUCUACGCAUUACCAUUCCCUCUGCAAAACUGCAGCAGUCAAUCCCAACAUCGCACUUGCUCACAUGGCCUGCAUGGUGGAAAAUGAGAACGAGGCCAAUCCCACUGAAGAAUGCGUAACUUUCCUCUAUCGCCUGACCGACGGAGUUUGUCCGAAAUCGUACGGGUUUUUCGCAGCUCGACUGGCCGGAGUAAGAGCAGAGGUGGUAAAAGAAGCGUACGAAGCUAGUCGUGUAUUGUUCGACUCAGUGAAUCGCAAGAAGAUGGCGAUCGCGUCAAUCAAGGAAGUCGCACGCGGAGGAGGAUCAGUAGAACAAUUACGAGAGAUGAUCAGCGCUUUAUGA